CGUGUCACAACGAAAACAAGAGAGAGAGAGAGAGAAAAAAAAAAAAAAAGAAGAGAGGAAAGUAAUAAUAAUAAGUAACUAACUCCCUUUGAAUUGUUACCGAAGAAAACAAAGCACCGAGAUCUGAAUCAAUGGCGUUGGAAUGGGUAGUGCUAGGUUACGCCGCAGCAGCAGAAGCAAUAAUGGUCCUUCUUCUCACAAUCCCUGGCCUCGACGCUCUCCGUAAGGGACUCGUCGCUGUUACCAAGAAUCUUCUCAAACCAUUUCUAUCUGUUGUUCCGUUUUGUCUCUUUCUUCUCAUGGACAUUUACUGGAAAUACGAAACUCGACCUAGCUGUGAAGGUGAUUCAUGCACUCCUACGGAACAUCUUCGUCACCAGAAAUCAAUCAUGAAGAGUCAGCGUAACGCGCUUCUCAUCGCUUCUGCGCUUCUUUUUUACUGGCUUCUUUAUUCCGUUACAAAUCUCGUUGUUAAGAUCGAUCAUCUGAAUCAGCGUCUUGAACGUCUCAAGAGGACUGAAUGAAUUGCUGAUUUCUGUUUUUUGUUUCAAGAUAUAAGUCUGUUGAAUUUGUGUUCAUCGCAGUUUUUGUUAUUGUUAUGAUGAUGUUAGUAAGCCAUAAUUAACAAUUUAUAUCCAUGUAGAUCUAUGUUUGUUUGAACGAUUAUGAGACGAUUAUUUGGUUAAUCGUAUAUUAUUAUAUUGUAA
Trifolium pratense (red clover) is the source of this 707-nucleotide messenger RNA. RefSeq lists its product as uncharacterized. Lineage: Eukaryota; Viridiplantae; Streptophyta; Magnoliopsida; Fabales; Fabaceae. The record is from RefSeq and is a predicted model, not a curated record. Gene Ontology annotation, biological process: intracellular protein transport; endoplasmic reticulum to Golgi vesicle-mediated transport. Gene Ontology annotation, cellular component: endoplasmic reticulum; endoplasmic reticulum membrane. The transcript has a single exon. The coding region runs from base 132 to 524 and encodes 130 amino acids.